Molecule: messenger RNA, 3926 nt
Organism: Limanda limanda (common dab)
Lineage: Eukaryota; Metazoa; Chordata; Actinopteri; Pleuronectiformes; Pleuronectidae
Gene: mboat7
Product: membrane bound O-acyltransferase domain containing 7
Exons: 9
Coding region: 126-1553 (475 amino acids)
Biological process (GO): lipid modification; phosphatidylinositol biosynthetic process
Cellular component (GO): membrane; mitochondria-associated endoplasmic reticulum membrane contact site
Molecular function (GO): lysophospholipid acyltransferase activity
Source: RefSeq, a predicted model, not a curated record
UAAAAGCAGUAGAUGUUAGCAGGACUGCGUUGUGGAUGUUAAAGCUCAUCUGGUGCCUGGAGCCCUCUGAGAGGAGAGAUUAAACACUCUUUGGAGCUGAGUCGUGUUCCUGUGCCGGCAGAGCCAUGUCCCCCGAUGAGCUGGUGUACUUGGGGAUUCUUGCUGCCUCUAUCCCAGCUGGAUUCCUCUUCCGUUACCUCAGUCCGCCAGGGAAGCAGGGGGCAGCGCUUCUCCUGGGCCUCUCCAUCACCAUCGCCACCUGCAACAUCCACACACUCCACUCUCUGGUGACGGUGAUUGGAACAUGGAUCAUUAUAAAGAGCAGCUGGAAACAUGCCCCAGCACUGAGUCUCAGCUGGACUUUUCUCUACCUGCUCUUCUUCCGGCUGGUCACCUGGUUCGGUCUCCCCCCACCGACACCUUUCGCCAAUGCCGUCCAGCUCCUUCUCACCCUCAAGAUGGUGAGUUUAGCCAAUGAGGUGAAAACUUUCCACAUGAAGAAGAAAAUGGACGUGAGCUCUUUCUCUAAGUCUCCUGUGGUCGGGGGUCUGUCCGAGGAGCCUUCUCUCUACGAUAUUCUGUCCUAUAGCUACUGUUAUGUCGGUAUAAUGACCGGUCCCUUCUUUCGCUUCCAAACGUACGUUGAUUGGCUGACGCAGCCGGCGCCGCUCGCCCUCCCCGGCUUGGCACCAUGCCUGCAGCGGUUGAAGCUGGUGCCGGUCUACGGCGCUCUGUUCCUGGCCGUAAACUCCGUCUUUCCUCUGGCUUAUGUUCGCACGGACGACUUCCUGGAUCAAAACUAUUUCUUCAGGUUGUUCUACAUGAUAGCUGUGUUCUUCGUGUUUCGGAUGCGUUUCUAUGCGGCCUGGUGUGGAGCUGAGGCCGGUUGUAUCAGUGCAGGUCUGGGCUGUUAUCCAGAAAAGGCGUUGUGCAAACCGGGAGGAGGACCCACAGUCAACUACAGUCCUGAUCCCUCAGUUGAAGAAGAAUACGACUUCAAAACCAUCCAGAACAUUGACUGCUACAACACGGACUUCUGUGUGAAGGUCCGACACGGCAUGCGUUACUGGAACAUGACGGUGCAGUGGUGGCUGCAUCACUACAUCUACCCCAACUCCCCCUUCAAAGCCUACGCUCUCAAGGCGGGCUGGACUAUGUUCAUCAGCGCCUACUGGCACGGACUACACGUCGGCUACUACUUCUCCUUCCUCACCAUCCCCCUGUGCAUCGCAGCCGAGUCGGCCAUGGAAGCCUCCGUCCGAGCCAAACUGGGUCCUCGUGGCCAGAACGUCUUCGACUGGGUCCACUGGUUCUUGAAGAUGAGGGCCUACGACUACAUGUGCAUGGGCUUUGUGCUGCUCCAGGCCUCCGACACUAUCAACUACUGGUCGUCCAUCUACUUCAUCAUGCACAUCAUCGCUGUUGGCUGCAUAGUAGUGGGCAGGGUGCUGGGGGGAGGGAGAAGGGAAGGGAGGCGAGGGGAAAAGGAGGAGAAAAGAGAGGGAGGGAAAGUAGAAGAAGUGAACGAGAAACCUGGAGAAAAAACAGACUAAAGGUAUGAUAAAAAAAAACGAGGUGAUGCUUUUUCGGACAUGAGCUAUUUUCAUCCUUUGCACCAACACUCACAACACCAAUACGAGGCCAACAAGAUUUCCAGUGAGAAAAGUUCAACUCAAUUUUAUUAAAUGCAAAUACACCGAGUCAGACAAAAAUGUCACAUGUAAAUGUCGGUAACUGGUCGCCACUGGAGACUUUUCAUAUACAAGGACUGUGAACACUGGUGUAGGAAUGUUUGAGCACAAUGAAUGUUACUUUUGUAUUGUGAGAGGUAACCUCGGCGUCUGCCUGUACUUACUGUGUGAUUUACUUCAAGUUAUCAUUCUCAGUCCUAAGUGGGUUUGGAGGUGUAUCGCUCGUCAUUGACAAACCAGUGUAACCAUCAGAAUUAUCUUGUGUACUAACCACAACCAACAAAUCAUUCCAGCAGCACUCAGUAUUGUGUUACAGUACGUUUAUACUGGAGUAAAGGAUGAAUGGAUAGUGAUGGAAAACACAUUAGCAUGGCAUAGACUUCAGGGCUCAGCUGUAAUGGCCUGAGUCAUAACACCAGUCCCUCUGUAGAUAGAUAGAAACAUCUCUAUGUUGCCCCUAAACUAGUCUGGUCUCGGCCAGGAGAAGAGGUCUUCACGUGGUGCCCAAAUGCACUGGAAUGUUACGACCUUUAAAGCUAGGGUAGGUGGACCUGAAGAAGCUAAGAGCAGGCUACAUUUAGGACUGAUUCAUCCGACCCCCUUUCUUCAGUCCUCUUGUCAAAUCUAUGCCCCCAAAGCGCAUUUAGGUGAAGCAACUCCUAGAAGCAAGUUUAUCCUUGACUUGCUAAAUUCAUCUCGGUUUCAGCGGUGUACAUCUCCCGCUUGUGAAGAUCUGGUCAUGCACAGUGAGAGCACGAGUAGGGUUGGUGCAGACAGGUCAGUUAGUGACCGACUGGUAGGGCCGGCCGAUCAUUACAUUUGGCCACAGAUAUCAGCAUUUUUUCAUAAUUUCAUUUAUGGCUUUCAGGACGUGAAGAUGAUUUCAACAAAUAAUAUGUGUUUAAGUGUUUAAACAACUAAACAACUUUACGUUUAACCACACACGGUUCGCCGCCCCUCUCCUCCUGGCUUCCAGCUCACCGGGCUGAUGCAGCCAUGCCUGGAACUUCCCUGAGGCAACUGCACAUUUGUUGAUUUUCCUAAACCAGACUUCUGUUUGCUUUUCACGCAAUUUCAAUUGAGGAUGUUGUUUUUGUCUGAGCAUGUGUGAUUGUAAUUUAUAAAUUGUAUGGAACAAAACGGAUUUUGCUGCUGUUUCGAUCUCAAAUCAACACCAACAGCAAACAACCUCAACUAAAUUGAGUUUCUAGUUAGAUGUAGAUAAUACAUGGAUUGUGGUGCACAGUGAAACAAAUUUGGUCUUGACAGAGCACAGCAAGGUCCAGAUUCCAUCUAUAUCGCUGCCCAACAACACAAGGACCUCUGUAUGUGUUUAGAUAAGCUGAAGCAUUUUCAGCGUUAUUAUUAGUGGUUAAUUAUUUCUGUGUAAAAUAGUUUUCUCCCCUGAUCCUGUGAAUCCGAGAUGUUUCUCUGUUUGUGUUUGAUUUUUCCUCUCAGCUCAUAUCAGGGUAUUGCAUGCACUGACAUCUCUAUAGCAGUGUUGCAUCCAGUGAAGAGAGUGCCAUGUGAAAAACAGCAACAGUCCACUCACUGCCAAAACGUCUGUACUGCCAUCGGGGGACCAUUCAGGGUUGGGACCAAACGUUUGAUACAAAAUGUGGCACGUUAACAUCGUAUAAGAAAAAUAUUGCCAACGUCAGGAAAACAGCACAGUUGCGUCUGGACGAUACAGUGGAAGUGAUAUCACAAUGUUAAAUACAAUGUUUUCCAGUAUUGAUAAAUGUCACACCAUAAAAAAAAUUGCAAAUCACACAAGACUAAUCUAAGGUUAUACAUAAACAAAAUGAUCAAACUGAAACGGCAGAAAAUGAAGAUUUUUGGAAUGAUCUGUUUCUGCCAAAAGAAAUUUGUUUUAUAUGAGCAUGCCUGAAUGCAGAAUCAAAACGUCAUUACAUAGAUUUUAUGGUUUGCUGCUUCCCUUUGUCGUUUCUGUGCCAAACCUCAACCCUUACAGAAAUACUUUUAUUUUAUUUUUAUGACUACAACAGAGUGUUGUUUACGUGUCUUUGCCUUCGUAUCCUUCACCAACUGUAACACUCCCUUCUCUGUUAGUGUUACAUGUGGAGUGACCCUACUUCAGCCAGUCCUCACCAAUGUUACGUGUCUUCUCUUUUUAAAGUCUACCUGAUGUGGUUGUGGGUGAAUUAUUUGUUCCUUAUAAACUUCAUGGUGACUUUGUGUAAUGCAUUAAGAUAAAACUUGUGGAAAAAGGUU